AUGAGUUGUAAAAUGAAUAGAAAAUAUAGUCAAGACAUUGACAAGGGUUUAGUUCCCAGCAGACAUCGUCUCACCAUGUGUCAGCUGGCUGUGCAGUCCUCUGAUUGGAUCAGGGUGGACCCCUGGGAGUGUUACCAGGACACCUGGCAGACGACCUGCAGCGUGCUGGAGCAUCACCGCGACCUCAUGAAGAGAGUCACCGGCUGCAUUCUGUCCAACGUCAACACGCCAUCGACGACUCCUGUGAUUGGUCAGCCACAGAACCAGACUCCUCCCAUCUACCAGAACCACAACAACAUGAACCACAAGCCCACAGCCGUCAAACUGUGGGGGAAGAUCAGUGAGAGUUUGGGGAAGAUCUGCUGCGUCCGCCCUCACAUCGAACGCUUCACCUUUGUCGAUGAAAACGCGAACCUGGGGACGGCGAUGAGGUACGAGGAGAUCGAGUUGCGCAUCUUGCUCCUGUGUGGCAGUGAUCUCCUGGAGUCCUUCUGCAUCCCUGGUCUGUGGAAGGACAGUGAUAUGGAGGUGAUCGUGGGGGAUUUUGUCGUGGUGGUUCCUCGUGACGGAGCCGACACAGAGAGGAUCAUGAAUCACUCCUCCAUCCUCCGCAAGUUCAAGGACAACAUCAUUGUGGUAAAAGACGGGAUGAGCCACCCGAUGUCCAUCGUCAGCUCAACCAAGAGCAGACUGGCCCUGCAGCACGGUGACGGCCACGUUGUGGACUACCUGUGUCAGCCCGUCAGAUACAUCCUGCAGAGUCAGCUGUACAUCAACGCCUCCGGAUAAACAACAACCUGCCCGCAUGACAACAGGGAGAGUGGAGGGGGACGGCGGUACCUACAACCCACCAUCGACCCCCCCACUCUGAAAAAAAAAACCCAAAACAACUAAAACUUCCCUUUCUGUCUUCUGUGUCAAACAUAUACUCUUCUUUGAGCUUUCGACCGGAGCGUUAGUGUCCCUCCUUCUGUCUGUGU
Messenger RNA from Plectropomus leopardus (leopard coralgrouper), 980 nucleotides. The record is from RefSeq and is a predicted model, not a curated record. Lineage: Eukaryota; Metazoa; Chordata; Actinopteri; Perciformes; Serranidae.